AUGUUUAAGAAGCAAGAACUUUACGGUGGAGCUAUUGUCACUGUGAUACCUGAAGGUUUCCUUGAUGCCUCUAUUUUGAGAGAAGUUCCGGAUACACAAGAGGUUUUCGUUAACAGCAGAGAAGAUAGCGAGGAGAACAAGUUUAACGAUGGACUUGGAACAAAUGAGAGCGUGAUAAUCGACCUUUUGCAGGCAGUAGACGAGCCCAAUGACCGCGAGGCUUUAUCUGUGCAUAUCCAGGAAAUUACGAGCAUGAACGGAAGCAAUGACUGGAAGUUGGUGCGAUAUGAGAGUCCAGCGCCACACGUACAGACUUGUAUUGCAGUCGAGUCUGCUUACAAAUGGGGGAAACGUGAUAUGAAAGAAACGCUUGUCCUAUGCCUUGCACUUCUAAGGCUUGAAAAGGUGCAAACCGAUGUUGUUCUGAGCGUGAAUGUUCCUUUGGCGGACACUACAGAGAUUCAAGCAAUGUCCGAGGCAGUAAAUGAUUCCGGCAACAUCCCACCCCGUAUACAGGCCGCUUACACGCUAGUGAAGGAGAUGGCCAACGAGUUUAAAGUACUUGACGAGUCUUUAUUCGUAUAA
Lachancea fermentati is the source of this 585-nucleotide messenger RNA. Lineage: Eukaryota; Fungi; Ascomycota; Saccharomycetes; Saccharomycetales; Saccharomycetaceae. The record is from the annotation of a GenBank genome assembly.